AUGUUAAUUCUUGUUAUCUAUGCAAAAGUAAUACCUAUUAAAAUACAAGUGGUUCGAUAUUUGGUUGUUCAUGUAUUCAACAUUUCUACAUGGAUACUAAUUAUAAUUGUCUAUUGUGUGAUCCUACUUGUGAAUAAUGUUGGACAUCGAGCACUUCAUGCACAUCCUGCAACUUCACCAGUUACAAGAGAGUUUACAAUAAUGGUAGUUGUGUUUGUGAUACUGGAUAUUCAGAUCUCGGGACUGUCUAAUGUUAUAAACCUUGGUUGUGGAUAUGGAUGUGCAGAUUGUGUUUCUGGAACUUGCAAUUUCCUGUAUGGGAAAUGA
Molecule: messenger RNA, 327 nt
Organism: Paramecium tetraurelia
Lineage: Eukaryota; Ciliophora; Oligohymenophorea; Peniculida; Parameciidae
Exons: 1
Coding region: 1-327 (108 amino acids)
Source: RefSeq, a predicted model, not a curated record